Prunus armeniaca (apricot) is the source of this 414-nucleotide messenger RNA. The record is from the annotation of a GenBank genome assembly. Lineage: Eukaryota; Viridiplantae; Streptophyta; Magnoliopsida; Rosales; Rosaceae.
AUGGUCAUCGACGAGAUCUCCAUCUACAACAGAAUUUUAGGCCGACCCUGGAUCAACAAGAUUGAGGCUAUCACAUCUGCCCUACACCAGAAGAUCCGCUACCCCAUCCCUAGGGGCGGAAUCGGGCAGAUCAACAGUGACCAAGCCAUGACUAGGAGAUGCACAGCCCAAGGGCUCAAGAAGAGCAAACAGUUGCAGUUCACACCAGUAAUUCAAGCUGUCAAUGAGGCAGGAAGCUCUCCUAGCAGACAAGCAAGCUCGAACAAGAAGGGAGUUACUACCUCGCAGAUUGCCCGGAUGAGGAAGUCCACUGCUUUGGAGAGCUUGAUGAGAUUUUGUGAUGCAAUGAAAACUUUGUACACCAAGGACUACCUGCGCAGACCUACGCCCAGGGACCUACAACGGCUUCUAUAA